Chrysoperla carnea is the source of this 935-nucleotide messenger RNA. RefSeq lists its product as uncharacterized. NCBI's taxonomy places the organism in Eukaryota, Metazoa, Arthropoda, Insecta, Neuroptera, Chrysopidae. The transcript has 4 exons. The record is from RefSeq and is a predicted model, not a curated record. The coding region runs from base 103 to 747 and encodes 214 amino acids.
AAUUAAACAUUAAUAGUGAAAUUGUAGUUAUACUUGACUAUCAUAUCAACUAAUACAAACAUUAUUGAUUUUAUUAAGAUAAAAAGGUUUUUGAUUGAUAAUAUGUCUAUAAAUACAACUAAUAAUGAUAAUAAUACAUUAUUAUAUCAACAAUUAAAAGUACCACAACAGAUACAAAUUGAUCGUUUAAAACAAGAAGAUGACGAACAAUGGAUAUCUGGUGAAGAAUUGUGUACAGAAGGGAGUAGCACAGAUUCUGAUGAAGAUAAAGCAAAUACAGAUAUUAAACAAAUUUUACAACAACAAAAACUACAAUUACAAUAUCAACAUAAAAAUAAAUUCAAACAAAAGAAGUAUUCAAAUAAUAUAAAUAACAAAAGGAAAUAUAAGCCAUCACCAUUGUUAAAUGACUCAACAACACAAUUAUCAGACGAGCCUAUAGCAACAAAUAAAAAUUGUUUAACUGUUGAGGAUGCCAAUAUGGAUGCAGGAGCUGAUGCUGGGGAAUGUUCAUCGUGGCGAUGGCGUCCAAAACCUGAACAAUUGACAAUUCUUGAAAGUUUUAAUAAUUUACGAAAAGAAAGUGACUUAAACAAGUUUAAUGAAGAAUUUAUUAAUAAAAAAUUAAAUGAAAUUAAACUAUUUGAGAAUAAAAUCAACAAGAAUCAUGUUCACAAAAUGGUAAAAUAUUUUAUAAUUUUUCUGUUUAUAAGUAAAUUAAAUACACUAAGGAAAACACUUAUAUAGUGGUACUGUUACACGACUUCACCAGGACGGCCGUUUUAAUCAUAUUGAAUGCCGGAGUGCAUAAUUCAAACGACGCCGAUUUUUUUUUAGUCUUUGUAAAUCAACCUGGCGCUUGACAAAUUUAUCUUUUCUCCCUUGUUUCUUUAGACUUCGUAAAUAUAUCUGGCACCUCCUUGAGUUGUUUAUUA